This is a messenger RNA of Gongylonema pulchrum, 408 nucleotides long. Lineage: Eukaryota; Metazoa; Nematoda; Chromadorea; Rhabditida; Gongylonematidae. The record is from the annotation of a GenBank genome assembly.
AUGUCGCUUGUAGCGGCUCGUUUGGCGCAACUGCAGGAAUGCACGGAUCACUGGCGCAGAGGGUUGUCGCGCGAGAGGCCCGAGGUAUCGCGAGAAAUAGCUGGGGCGUUGAAUGGACGAUGUAGCGUGUUAGUAAGCUACCAGCAGGAGCAUGUAAGUCAAGCAGCGACAAGAGCAGCAGCAGCAGCAGCACGAUCAAUAGAGGACAGUACUGAGGGCUGCUCCAUUGGUGCUCCCUCCGCUUAUAAUUCACUCAAUUUGCAGCCGGGCUCCAUGUGCAGAUCCAGUGAAUGGGGUGCCGAAUUAUUAUUACCUGAUCAUUCGCUGUUGUCAUUUUAUGGGUUCUUCCUGAAAAGUCUCAUUGCGGCGAAUCGUGCUGCUGUGCCAUUGCGUUUGUAUUUCUUUUAG